Messenger RNA from Triticum urartu, 977 nucleotides. RefSeq lists its product as uncharacterized. Lineage: Eukaryota; Viridiplantae; Streptophyta; Magnoliopsida; Poales; Poaceae. The record is from RefSeq and is a predicted model, not a curated record.
AUUAUGUUUAUUAGAAUGUUUUGUACGUAUUUUUUAGGCUUGGCCACACAUCAGGCACCACAACGCAGUACUAUUUUUUAGACUCGAGCUACCUACCUCCCCCCUCAUCCCUCUUCCUCCUCGCUAGUCGCCACUACCACUACCCAUCAAUUCCAAUCCGCACCGCGGCUGCAGACAUGUCGGGCAGCGCCGGCGGCGGGCGGCGGGGCUGGAGCCCGUUCGACGCGAUCCGGAGCUUCCCUUCGAAUCCCGAGUCCCUCAUGUCCCAGAUCGACGCCGCCAUCGCCUCCACGGAGUACGCCCGCGCCUGCGCCCUCCUCGACCCCGCCCCCGCCUCCACCUCCUCGCGGCCUCCGCGCGGCAAGGGAGAGAAGGAGGAGGAGGCGUCGCCCGCGGCGCGGGCGCCUCCUCCCUCUGCCGCCGCCUGCCACGACGCGCGGGUCGCGGACGAGGCGUACCGCGCGGCGUGCGCGGCGCUCGGGGCCGGGCGGCCGGACGCGGCCGUGCGGUCGCUGCGGGCGGCGCUGGCCAGCUGCCCGCCGGAGAACGCCGCGGCGGUCGCCAAGGUGAGGUCGAUGCUGGCCAUCGCGUCCGCGCAGCUGCACAGGCAGCAGCACCAGGCUCAGCAGCAGAGCGGCAGGAAAUGAGACGAUAUGUGCAGGCUCAGCAGAGCACCAGGCUCAGCAGAGCAGCAGAACAGGCUCAGCAGCAGAGCGGCCUGUUCGUCUCAGCAGGAUUGGUUUCUCCUCGAAUUCGUUCCCUGUUGUAUGUCACACAUGUAACUUGUUUCCUAAAAUUCGAUCAUUGUUGUCACUAACUGGGAGAAGUAAUUAUUAGCGCUAUAGUAAACCAUAGCUGCCUGGAGAGUUAUACUAGUGAAGAUAAGAUAAAUGAUCAGACGCUUUUGUAAGUUUAUUAUUGCCUUGAUGGCUGUCUUCGGAGGCAGGAAUUUUACAAUUCAGGGCCUCUUUGAUUCA